Molecule: messenger RNA, 3765 nt
Organism: Phyllopteryx taeniolatus (common seadragon)
Lineage: Eukaryota; Metazoa; Chordata; Actinopteri; Syngnathiformes; Syngnathidae
Gene: ift80
Product: intraflagellar transport 80 homolog (Chlamydomonas)
Exons: 20
Coding region: 619-2952 (777 amino acids)
Biological process (GO): cilium assembly
Cellular component (GO): intraciliary transport particle B; cilium; centrosome
Molecular function (GO): protein binding
Source: RefSeq, a predicted model, not a curated record
CGCGAACCAAAUGCAUUUGUCCAGAAAGUUCCAAACGUGCCCACAGUUUAAACAUUCAACAUAAUAUUAAUAUAUUUUAUGAGUGUUUUACGUCAUGUGCAAAAUUGUAUGUUGCUUCGUAUACAUUUGAAAUGCUCGCUUGGUUACGUAAGUAAAAGGGCAACAGUUUCGUCGUUUUUACACCCAUAUACUUAAAUUUGAUUAUAUUUUCUGCUACUGUUGUGUUAAACUAUCGUCUAAAUGCGUGUGUUUUCGAUAAAUAGUCCGAUAUGUGUUACUAUUUCGAAAUACUCGUUGUCAAGGAAGUGACUUUGAACUCUCGCGAGAUCUCAGCCGCGGCCGUUUGAAGCUGUGACCCAGAUUAAUGGCUACCAGCAGCAGCUAGCUGCGAUAGCAAGCGCUUCGUCCUGAUUGCAGAACUAUUUUUUCCCGAGACUCCAUUUGACUCGGGGAUCGACCGCUGCCUAGCGGUGACGUUUUUUAACUAUAGGACGAUGGGCAUUUUAAACGGAAGACCGAGGUGAGGUAACGUUAGGUCACGUCAUAGCUGAGGCACCGCCAACAUAUGAGAAUUCAUAUUCGCAACAGAGUCAGGGAUUAACGACAACAACGCCUACGAUGCGAUUGAAAACAUCACUACUGAAGGAACCGAAACAUAGGGAACUAGUGAGCUGCAUUGGCUGGACCACAGCUGAUGAGUUGUACUCAUGUAGUGAGGACCACCAGAUCCUCAGGUGGAACCUUCUGACCAGCGAGACCAGUCUGGUAGUCAAAGUGCCAGAGGACUUCUACCCCAUUGACGUGCACUGGUUUCCCAAGACCGUUGGUGGGAAGAAGCAGACACCGGCUGAGAUCUUUGUACUAACCAGCACCGAUGGGAAGUUCCACCUUGUGUCCAAGACAGGGCGGAUUGAGAAGAGUAUUGAGGCUCACAAAGGAGCUGUUUUAGCAGGCAGGUGGAACCAUGACGGGACUGCUCUCAUCACGGCUGGUGAAGACGGACAGAUCAAGAACUGGUCCAAAAGUGGCAUGCUGCGUUCGACACUAGCAAACCAAGGCUCUCCUGUAUAUUCUGUGGCCUGGGGCCCAGACUCCGAGAGGAUCCUCUAUACAUCAGGUCGACACCUGGUCAUCAAACCUCUGCAACUGAGCGCUAAAGUCAUACAGUGGAAGGCGCACGAUGGGGUCAUUCUGAAGGUGGACUGGAACUCAGUCAAUGACCUCAUACUGUCAGGAGGAGAGGACUGUAAAUAUAAGGUGUGGGACAGCUUUGGGCGCCUGCUUUACUUCUCGCUGUCACAUGACUACCCAGUCACCUCCUUGUCCUGGGCUCCAGAUGGAGAAGUGUUCGCCGUGGGCUCCUUCAACACACUGAGACUUUGUGACAAAACUGGGUGGUCCUACGCUUUGGAGAAACCAAACACGGGCAGCGUGUUCAGCCUGGCCUGGUCUGCUGAUGGCACCCAGGUGGCUGGGGCCUGCGGGAAUGGCCAUGUCAUCUUUGCCAAUGUGGUGGAGCAGCACUGGGAGUGGAACAACUUUAUGAUCACCCUUACCAAGAGGAAAACCAUGCAGGUGAGGAAUGUGAUGAAUGAUGCGGUGGACGUGUUGGAGUUCAGAGAUCGAGUCAUCAAAGCCUCGCUAGCUUUCGGGCACCUUGUAGUAGCCACAUCCCUUCAGUGCUACAUCUACAACACACGGAACUGGAACACUCCCCUCAUAUUUGACCUGAAGGAGGGAACAGUCAGUCUCAUUCUACAAGCGGAGAGACAUGCUCUUCUAGUGGACGGGGCAGGGUUGUAUAUAUUUUCCUACGAGGGUCGACUCAUCUCCUCCCCUAAAUUUCCUGGUAUGAGGGCUGAUAUCCUCAAUGCUCAGUGUGUCUCACUCAGUAACGACACCAUUGCCAUCCGUGAUAAAAGUGAUGAAAAAGUCAUCCUUCUGUUUGACGCCUUAACCGGCAAACCUCUCUGUGACGGGAAGUCUUUGACUCACAAGCUGGAAGUGGUGGAGAUAGCUCUGGAUCAGUGCGGUCCCUCCACCGAAAGGAAGAUCGCUUUGAUCGACAAAAACCGCGACCUUUACCUCACUUCUGUGCGGUACCUCGGACGUGAGCCCAAAAUCUGCAAAAUCGGUAGCAUGAUUCACAGCAUGGCCUGGAACAAUGUGGCUAACAUCCUGUGUGGUGUUCAGGACAACCAACUCACUGUGUGGUACUACCCCAGUGCUGUCUUCAUCGACAAGGAGCUGCUUCCCAAAACACUUUACAUAAAGGAUGGCAGCGAGUUCAGCCUCACACCCCACAUUCUGAGCUAUGUGGACACAAAGGUGCGGUUGCGCCAAAGAGACGGUUCCUUGCUGUACACCAGCGUGCCUCCAUACGCUGUGCUCCUACACGAAUACAGCAGCUCGGCACACUGGGAGGACGCGCUUCGCCUCUGCCGCUUUGCCAAGGAGCAGUCUUUGUGGGCAUGUCUGGCUGCCAUGGCGAUAGCCAACAAAGAGCUGACCACAGCGGAGAUGGCCUACGCUGCCAUUAGAGAGUUACCGCGAGUGCAUUACAUCAACUUUAUCAAGCAACAGCCGUCCAAGGAGUCGUCUUUGGCCCACCUGUUGCUGUUCAGUGGACAAGUCCAGGAGGCUGAGGCCACUCUGUUACAAGCUGGACUCAUCUACCAGGCCAUACAAGUCAACAUUGAUCUGUUUAACUGGGAGAGGGCGCUGGAGCUGGCAGUCAAACACAAGACCCAUGUAGACACUGUGCUCGCCUAUAGGGAGAAGUUCUUGCAGACAUUUGGCAGGAAGGAGACCAAUAAGAGGUUCCUGCAGUACGCUCAAGGGGUGGAAGUGGAUUGGGAAAAAAUUCAAGCCAAGAUCGAGAUGGAGUUGUCCAAAGAGAGAGAGAAAGCUGCUAACGCGUCUGUCAGGAGCAGCUUGGCCCAGCGGCGUUAAUGUCAAGAGGACCCCUCUGAUUCCCUUGUAAAAAAGAGUAAAAGCAAGAAUCCCAUUCUUUGUGAAUGUUGCCGAACAAGAUGGUCGAGAGACCAACCAAAAUGUAAAAAAAAAAAAAAAAAAAAAAUUUCUGUAAGUCCAUCCAUCCAUCCAUCCAUUUUCUGAGCCGCUUAUCCUCACAAGGGUCGCGGGAUUGCCGGAGCCCAUCCCAGCUAUCAUCGGGCAGGAGGCGGGGUACACCCUGAACUGGUCGCCAGCCAAUCGCAGGGCACAUAUAAACAAACAACAAUUUCACACUCACAUUCACACCUAGGGGCAAUUUAGAGACUUCAAUUAACCUACCAUGCAUGUUUUUGGGAUGUGGGAGGAAACCGGAGUGCCCGGAGAAAACUCACGCAGGCACGGGGAGAACAUGCAAACUCCACACAGGCGGGGCCGGGGAUUGAACCCCGGUCCUCAGAACUGUGAGGCAGAUGCUCUAACCAGUCGCACACCGUGCCGCAAGCUUCAUUUUUAAUUAAUUGUAUUCAUUAUAAGGCCCUGGCAACAGGAGGGCAAUUGCACAUUUCAUUUGCACAUAGUUGUGACAUUUCUACAGCAAAAAAACCAAAACAAACAAAAAAAAAACAAACAUGUGGCCUUCCUGUCAUAUCAUAGCAGAUAUUUCAGACUCAUUGUUGAUCUUUAACAGUCUGUAUAAUCUGCCUGUAAGUAGUGCUUGUGAUGUGUUUAUAGUUUAUGAUAGAUAUUUUUACAGAUUAUAUUCAAGAAACGAUACAUUCUACAAAAACAUAAAAGAAACAGUGAACAACA